Messenger RNA from Cynocephalus volans (Philippine flying lemur), 6780 nucleotides. RefSeq names its product tubulin polymerization promoting protein (gene TPPP). NCBI's taxonomy places the organism in Eukaryota, Metazoa, Chordata, Mammalia, Dermoptera, Cynocephalidae. Gene Ontology annotation, biological process: microtubule polymerization; microtubule bundle formation; positive regulation of protein polymerization. The record is from RefSeq and is a predicted model, not a curated record. The transcript is spliced from 3 exons. Gene Ontology annotation, molecular function: tubulin binding. The coding region runs from base 1 to 666 and encodes 221 amino acids. Gene Ontology annotation, cellular component: microtubule.
AUGGCUGACAGCAAGGCCAAGCCCGCCAAAGCCGCCAACAGGACACCGCCCAAGUCCCCAGGGGACCCCGCGAAGGACAAGGCGGCCAAGAGGCUGUCCCUGGAGUCAGAGGGGGCCAACGAGGGGGCGGCCGCAGCGGCGCCUGAGCUCAGUGCCCUGGAGGAGGCCUUCCGGCGGUUUGCGGUGCAUGGGGACACCAGGGCCACCGGGAGGGAGAUGCACGGCAAGAACUGGUCGAAGCUGUGCAAGGACUGCCAGGUGAUCGACGGCAAGAACGUGACCGUCACCGAUGUGGACAUCGUCUUCAGCAAGAUCAAGGGGAAGUCCUGCCGGACCAUCACCUUCGAGCAGUUCCAGGAGGCACUCGAGGAGCUCGCCAAGAAGCGCUUCAAGGACAAGAGCAGCGAGGAGGCUGUGCGCGAGGUGCACCGGCUCAUCGAGGGCCGCGCGCCCGUCAUCUCGGGGGUCACGAAAGCCAUCUCGUCGCCCACCGUGUCUCGGCUCACGGACACGACCAAGUUCACUGGCUCCCACAAGGAGCGCUUCGACCCGUCGGGCAGGGGCAAGGGGAAGGCCGGCCGCGUGGACCUGGUGGACGAGUCGGGCUACGUGCCCGGCUACAAGCAUGCGGGCACCUACGAUCAGAAGGUGCAGGGGGGCAAGUAGCACCGCGGCGGCGCCGAGCUCUGCGACGCUGCAGGGGUCCUCGCCUCCCAUCCCACUUCAUUACAUUCCUGUGCUCACUCGGGCAGGACUCAGACCGGUGCCUUUAGUAGGGCCGAGGCCCAGGUGGCUGUGGGCAGGACGCCUGGGCCUCCCUCCUGCCCAGGGCACCCUGACACUCUUUCUCAGACCCCGAGUUUGGGCCCCAAAUCACUGACCCUUUCUAACACACCUGCCUCGUCCUAAGCUGGAAGUGGAUGGCCGUUUCCAAGUGUCUCUGGGGAUCGACCACACUGGCUGCCUGGUUUGCAAGUGAAAGGGGCGUUUUAAAGGAACUGGUGGGUGUGGGGACAAGUGGGAUGGAUCCUGUCAGAGGCCACACUGACCUCCUGACUGGCAGAUACCUUCCAGAAGCUUUGAGGGCAACAGGAGCUAAUGCACUAACCAACAACACAAAUAAAACGGCAUUAACCCUGAGCAGGACUUGGGCAGUGUCUGUGAGGGCCCCCAGGCCUGUCCUGCACACAGUAGACACCACAGGGCCACCUGUGCCGUGCUGGGCACCCAGCACUGUGCAGGUGCGGGGAGGCAGGUCACACAAGCACACGCUUGCACACGCUCAUGCCUACAUGCACCCACAUGCACACAUGCCCACACCCACCUACAGACCAGGUCUGUGCUAAGGGGGGUUGUGAUAAAAGGAAGGCUGAGGGGACAACAGAAAGCUGCUCAGUUGACCAGAAGGGUGACUUGGAGUGUGAGUUAGGAGGUUUUUAGUUUGCUUUCCUAAGAAGAAACGGCUAUUUCCUGAGUGGGUCCAGGAAGAUUCGGACUGUCCUGUUCCCGUGAAUUACUCUCCACCCGUCCCUGUCUCCAGGUUGGGAGAUGAGAGACGCUGACAUGAGCAGUGGCUCCACCUGCGUGUGAUGGGGGCCUUCUGCCUGGGCAUCUCCCGCUUGCUGGUUCACGCUGGUCGCACCCUGCUCUGCUCAGACUUCCCAUCACUCGCGCCUGUGUGGUGCCUUCAACUCCCUCCCUGAAGCCUCUGUCAUAAAUGGCUUUCCCUACCCUCUCCUGAUCCCUUGGAGUGCAGGACAAAAAACACCAUGAACAGACCUAAGGAAGACCCCCCACAGUGAGUCCUGCAUAGUGUGCUGGGGACAGCUGAGUGUACAGGUGUCAGCAGACAGCCUGCCCAGGACCCUUGCUCAUCCACACCGCGAGGCGCAGCAGGGCCACCUGUCCUCACAUGACUGUUGGCACCUGCGUGAGAACCGGGUGCUCCUGCUGCAUCCCAGGGAGGCCCAUCAGCGAGGGCACCCACUGUCACAGUGAUCCAUGGAAACCUGUCCCUUUGCGUGAGAGCAGCCAUAGCCUUGCAUGUGACCUGCUGUGCCGUGUGUUCUGGAUUUCAUCUUGGGAAGAGCCCACGGCAGCUUCAAGGAAGUGCCUCCCAAGAUCCUGUUUGUUCCUGGCCACAGCCUGACUGUCCAGGGCAGGUGGCACAGGUAUACAGCGAGGCCCCCUCCCUCGCUGCCAUGGCAUGCCAACAUGCCUUCUGCCUCCCCUGAGCCCAGAAAGUGCACCCAGUCAUGGCCACAGCCCCAUGGAAGGCCAGCCACCUGCCUGAGCACAGCAGGAGCCCCAGGGCCAGAGCUCCCAGUGACAUGGUCCUCUGAGGGCUGGGGGUCUCAACCAGGCCCCUCAACAGGGAGGCCUCAACUCAAGCAUGGUGCUGGCCCGGCAAGCAGCUUCUCUCUGAGGCUCUGGGAGUUCAUGGUACCUGGCAUUAAAGACUGAGAAAUAUUGGAUCUCAGGCUUUGAGACUCCCUUUUAGGACGUCAUUUCGCUGGGCUGGGGAAAGGCAGUCAGGAUGUCUGACCCCAGUCCUGGGCUUUUCACUUCCCCCAGGCUGGAGUUUUGUGUGAAACCUAAAGGCAAAAGUAGCAUGUGAGAAACAUUUGAAAACAAUUAUAAACAUGCAAACUGUUUAAUCUGAUCACAGCCAAAAAGCCCUUGUGUUCAAAAUGCCAAAUGACUUUUGUUUGUGGUCACUAAACAGGGCUCCUCCCAGGUCCAGAAUCCAGAAACCUGGAAGGACUUCCCCCCCACACAGCCUACCGGGGUUCCUGCCUUCUCUGGCACCCCUGGUCCCAGAGAGGCACUGCCGUGGGCUGCCCGUCUCUGGUCUGAGGCUGCUUUUCUCCUUUUCUUCUGCCCGUGAACCACGCAGUCUCCAUCAUCACAGCCGAGCUGCACAGAAUGGAUGAGUCCAGCAGGACCUCAGCUGCUAGAGCCGAAUGCACCCAGUCAAUGCAGAAGGCAGCGUCCGGACGUUCCCACGCCGUGCAUCAGCAGUGGAUGCUCCCCUAGGCCCCACUGUCCUCUGCAGGGAUGCAGGACACUGAAGAGAGCAGUAACCAAUCACCAGGACAUUGUCUCCUGUUCAUUGAGUUGUCCCAAACGAUCUCCAAACCAAGUCCAGGGCCAGUCUGCCCCAGAAGUACACUAGGAAAUUGGAUCUACUCGGAAGAAACAACACAAAGGCCCGUCCUCAGGGACCACCUAACCUCCUAGGGAGGAGGCACCUGUCACAGACGGUCACCUCAGCCACAUGGUCAGCAUAUUCCUCACAGCAGUUCCUCCCCAGAACUGAAUGCAGCAGCCCAGAGCAGCAGGUCCGGGCCUGUGGAGUGCCAGCACCACCCAUCUCAGGCCCCCGGAGGUGAGCUCCUUGACAAGAAAUGAUCCUUUCACUUCAAAUCUUUGGGUUUUGUGAAUAAAAAUUGAGUGCAGUCACCCCGCCUUGUUGGCCCUUCCCGUCCUAGACUGGAGUGACCUUGGGCUCCUGCAGGGAGAGCCCCACGCCCCAGACUCUCCCUCCACACGGCUCCCAGGGGUGGUGCCUGGCCCAUGGUAUCACGGCAGAUAAGCAGUUCUCAUUGCAUCCCUGCCCAUCCCCAACCGGUCCCGAGGUUUCCACAGACACACACGGGCCAGGACAGUAUCCUCCUCUAGUCAGAUUCAAAGUAUAGCUUUGAAAACAACCCUCCCCUCCCAUCUAUGAUACCUAGCAAGAAAGGGGUAGUAAAAAUUAAGUCACAAGGACUUAAUGGUAACCAUUCUAUCAGUUUAAAAUCGGUGAACUCAUCAUUCCAUCUGUGUGUAGCCUUUGAACACAGAACAUCUGCUUGGAUUCCAACUGUACUGAACAAAACAUACACACACAUUUGCCUCAGUUUCUGAAUAUUGUAAAAGCACGGGCAAUGAGUUUGUCUUUGUUGCAUGUUUUUAUUCAAUGCCAGUUAGCUUCUACUAACAGUGGUUAAAUAGAAAUUAAAUGUCUAUCUGUGAAUAAAAGAAACUGCACAGCAUGCAACCCAAGGACACGAGACACAUUCUGUUGGGACAAGGCCCCCGGGAGACAAGGGCACCCAGGAGACAGGCACAGGUUCUGUCAGGAGUUGACACCCAGGAGACAGGCACAGGUUCUGUCAGGGAGGACGCCCAGGAGACAGGCACAGGUUCUGUCAGGAGUUGACACCCAGGAGACAGGCACAGGUUCUGUCAGGAGUUGACACCCAGGAGACGGGCACAGGUUCUGUCAGGGAGGACGCCCAGGAGACAGGCACAGGUUCUGUCAGGGAGGACGCCCAGGAGACAGGCACAGGUUCUGUCAGGGAGGACGCCCAGGAGACAGGCACAGGUUCUGUCAGUUGACACCCAGGAGACAGGCACAGGUUCUGUCAGGGAGGACACCCAGGAGACGGGCACAGGUUCUGGUUCUGUCAGGGAGGACACCCAGGAGACGGGCACAGGUUCUGUCAGGAGUUGACACCCAGGAGACAGGCAGAGGUUCUGUCAGGAGUUGACACCCAGGAGACAGGCACAGGUUCUGUCAGGAGUUGACACCCAGGAGACGGGCACAGGUUCUGUCAGGAGUUGACACCCAGGAGACAGGCACAGGUUCUGUCAGGGAGGACACCCAGGAGAUGGGCACAGGUUCUGUCAGGAGUUGACACCCAGGAGACAGGCACAGGUUCUGUCAGGGAGGACGCCCAGGAGACAGGCACAGGUUGUCAGGAGUUGACACCCAGGAGACAGGCACAGGUUCUGUCAGUUGACACCCAGGAGACAGGCACAGGUUCUGUCAGGAGUUGACACCCAGGAGACGGGCACAGGUUCUGUCAGGGAGGACGCCCAGGAGACAGGCACAGGUUCUGUCAGGGAGGACACCCAGGAGACAGGCACAGGUUCUGUCAGUUGACACCCAGGAGACAGGCACAGGUUCUGUCAGGGAGGACGCCCAGGAGACAGGUACAGGUUCUGUCAGGAGUUGACACCCAGGAGACAGGCACAGGUUCUGUCAGGAGUUGACACCCAGGAGACAGGCACAGGUUCUGUCAGGAGUUGACACCCAGGAGACAGGCACAGGUUCUGUCAGGGAGGACGCCCAGGAGACGGGCACAGGUUCUGUCAGGAGUUGACACCCAGGAGACGGGCACAGGUUCUGUCAGGGAGGACGCCCAGGAGACGGGCACAGGUUCUGUCAGGGAGGACGCCCAGGAGACGGGCACAGGUUCUGUCAGGGAGGACGUCCAGGAGACGGGCACAGGUUCUGUCAGGGAGGACGCCCAGGAGACGGGCACAGGUUCUGUCAGGAGUUGACACCCAGGAGACGGGCACAGGUUCCGUCAGGGAGGACGCCCAGGAGACGGGCACAGGUUCUGUCAGGGAGGACACCCAGGAGACAGGCACAGGUUCUGUCAGGGAGGACGCCCAGGAGACAAGCACAGGUUCUGUCAGGGAGGACAGUGGUGAUGGUACCUAAGCAUCAGGAGAGAAGGGUAGGAGUGUUUGAGAUCAUUGCUUGAGAUCACAAUACUUAUUUAUUUCUAUUUAAUGCUAUAGGAUAAGCAACUAGGUAGAGGUCAAUAACAGCUUUAAAGUUCAAAUUAUAUGUUUAAAGUAUUAUAGCAAAAAACAUAUUUUUAUUAGACUAUUUUACACCUUUUAAUAUCCCCAGUCUUAAAUUUAGGGGCAGAUAAGUAUUACAGCAGAUGCCAGUAUUUGAGAAAAGAUACAUGUAGGAGUUCAAUUGCAUAGUUCCCUUUCACCUCCCCACCUCUGCGUGCCAGUGGCUGACAGAUCAGGGCAGGCCAUGGGCAGCCCAGGAUAUGGGCUCACUCCCUCCCUCCCCACAGCUCUGGGCUGCUACAGCCACCUGUUUUUGUGGAUAAAGUUUUAUUGGCACAUGGGCACACCGUUUACAUAUUGUCUGUAACUGCUUUUGCACAAAAACUGGAGUGGGAGGAGUUGAGACAGGGAUGCCAUGGCCCUCAACACCUAAAAUAUUUUUAAUUUAUCCCUUUAUGGAAAAGUCCUGCUCAUUUCCUCCUGCAGGUGACUGUACAUGUCCUGUAGCACAUGCCACAUGGGGACACCUGGUUGUCGCCUGUUUAAUACAGCACAGGUUGACAAUUCAACUGUACUGUGAAGUUAUCCAUAGGCUAGAAUGUCCUUCAGACACUGAACCUGAAUAUCCUUCUCCACUGACUUAUUCCUGAACACUGUGUGAACUCUGGUGGGUCAGGGAUGUAGCCUUUGUCCACAGAUGUGUGGUGGGGAGUCAUGACAGGCACUUUGAGAUGCUUCAGUUAAGUCUCUUCCUUUACACCUCUUAAAAAACUAAACCAAGCCAAACAACAAAGGAAACCUGCACAACUUAAAAGAAACUUGAAAGGGAUAAAAUACUACUAGUUUGUACUAAGUUUUUUUCAAGAAAGGGAAACAAAUUUAUAUAUAUAUAUAUAUAUAUAUGCAAUAUAUUUUUACACUGUUUUAUUAAUGUUAGGGGGUAUUGAGCGUAUCACUUUAUUAGCGCAAUAGGUAAUGUCAAUGUCAUGGGUGUUCCGACUCAGAGAGGCACUUCUGCUGAUGUCUAAACCACACUCACCAGGAACGUCCGUGGGGUCAGGGAGGCCCUGCUGCCCCUCCCAAGAGCGCGGUGUCACCUGCUGGACUUGCUGUCAAAGCCUAGCUUGCAAACCUUCAGUGAAAGAGCUCGUGUCUGCAUAUCGCUCCUUGUGUAUUUCAUGUUGUUAACAUUGUGUGUCA